CCUCUCCCCCUCCCCUUCCCUCCGCUUUCGUUACCCCGCCCCGAUCCCGCCCCCGCCGCCACUGCGGAGCCCGACACGCGAGAGCCCGGUUUUUCCCCGCAGCUCCAGCCUCCCGCCGCAGAGUCGCAUGUCCUCUAUCCAGAACCUCCAAUCCUUCGACCCCUUUGCUGAUGCAACAAAGGGUGACGACUUACUCCCGGCAGGGACUGAGGAUUACAUUCAUAUAAGGAUCCAGCAACGAAACGGACGAAAAACACUAACAACUGUUCAGGGAAUUGCAGAUGAUUAUGACAAGAAGAAACUUGUGAAGGCUUUCAAAAAGAAAUUUGCUUGUAAUGGUACUGUGAUUGAACAUCCUGAAUACGGUGAAGUAAUCCAGCUUCAAGGUGACCAGAGGAAGAACAUAUGCCAGUUUCUCUUGGAGAUUGGCAUUGUUAAGGAAGAACAGCUGAAAGUUCAUGGUUUCUAAAAUACACGUAGUCUGAUGAAGAACCCUGCAGUAUUUUGUCUUGCUUAGCCUGCCUUUUCUGUGGAAAAUGAAUCUCUGCAGUGAAUGGACUUCCCUGUUACCUGAACACUUAAAAUUUGAUUCAGACUUGCAUGGGUGGAUGAAACAUGUAGUGUGUAAAUUAGAAACACAUAAAAAAACUUCAGUAAGGUGGUAAUGAAGACACUUGCGAACUUAAGCACAUUUCCAGUGGAAAUGUUUUAGUCUUGAUUGUUCAGUUUACUACUACACCCGACUUAAGUGUGUGGGUUGUAUAAAAGUAGUGUGUUGUUGCUUGAAAAUAAAAGUUUAUUCAUAUA
Messenger RNA from Cuculus canorus (common cuckoo), 807 nucleotides. It is a transcript of the gene EIF1B, whose product is annotated as eukaryotic translation initiation factor 1B. NCBI's taxonomy places the organism in Eukaryota, Metazoa, Chordata, Aves, Cuculiformes, Cuculidae. Gene Ontology annotation, molecular function: RNA binding; translation initiation factor activity; ribosomal small subunit binding. The record is from RefSeq and is a predicted model, not a curated record. Bases 128 to 469 code for a protein of 113 amino acids. Gene Ontology annotation, biological process: translational initiation. Gene Ontology annotation, cellular component: eukaryotic 43S preinitiation complex. The transcript has 4 exons.